This is a messenger RNA of Sphaerodactylus townsendi, 925 nucleotides long. RefSeq names its product chymotrypsin like (gene CTRL). Gene Ontology annotation, molecular function: serine-type endopeptidase activity. Gene Ontology annotation, biological process: proteolysis. NCBI's taxonomy places the organism in Eukaryota, Metazoa, Chordata, Lepidosauria, Squamata, Sphaerodactylidae. The record is from RefSeq and is a predicted model, not a curated record. The transcript is spliced from 7 exons. The coding region runs from base 1 to 801 and encodes 266 amino acids.
AUGACUUCUCUGUGGGCACCUGCAGUUGUGGCUUUCCUAACCCUCCUCGGCACAGUCUUGGGCUGUGGCGUCCCUGCAAUUAGACCAAACGUGAGAGACACAGAGAGAAUCAUUAAUGGACAGAACGCAGUUUCAGGCUCCUGGCCCUGGCAGGUCUCUCUGCAGACAAGCUCCCGGGCCCAUUACUGUGGAGGUUCCUUGAUCAACCAGAACUGGGUCGCUACUGCAGCUCAUUGUAACCCAAGCCUCUCACAUUACGUGGUUCUUGGAGAAUACGAUCGGAACUCCAACGCAGAGCCAGUCCAGAUUAAGACAAUUGCCAAGGUCAUCACCCAUCCCUCCUGGAAUCCCAGCACCCUCAACAAUGAUAUCACCCUGCUGAAGCUUUCUUCUCCUGCUCAGCUGAAUUCCCGCGUGUCUCCCGUCUGCCUGGCUUCUGCCACGGAGACGCUGCCCGAAGGGCUGAGAUGUGUCACCACUGGCUGGGGACGGACCAGCACCAACACAAAUAGUCCAGCAGUAAAGUUACAGCAGGUGGCUAUACCCUUGGUGACGGUCAACCAGUGCCAGCAAUAUUGGGGCAAUCGUGUCACCAGCUCUAUGGUAUGCGCCGGGGGUGCCGGUGCCUCCUCCUGCCAGGGUGAUUCUGGAGGUCCCCUCGUGUGCCUGAAAGGUUCAAUCUGGAACCUGAUUGGGAUAGUCUCUUGGGGCACAUCCAACUGCAAUGUCCAAACGCCGGCCGCCUACACUCGAGUCUCCAAAUUCCGCAGCUGGAUAGACCAAGUCGUUGCGAGAAACUGAUCACGCCUUGGGGGAGCUCAAAGCAGGAAUAAAAUCACCAAGUUUAUUCCUGUUUAGGAAGGGGACUGAAGUUCAGAGGGACAGUUGAACCCAGAUGAAAGCUCAAGCAAGCAGUCAAGUCUUU